Molecule: messenger RNA, 6566 nt
Organism: Drosophila grimshawi
Lineage: Eukaryota; Metazoa; Arthropoda; Insecta; Diptera; Drosophilidae
Gene: PlexB
Product: plexin-B
Exons: 6
Biological process (GO): sensory neuron axon guidance; negative regulation of cell adhesion; motor neuron axon guidance
Cellular component (GO): semaphorin receptor complex
Molecular function (GO): semaphorin receptor activity; protein binding
Source: RefSeq, a predicted model, not a curated record
AUUGUUAUUAUUAUUAGCUAUGCAUUAUUAUUUAAUGCAAUUAAUAUUUCACAUGGAGCCAGAAUAAAAUCUUCACCGGAAUUGGAAACAAAACAAUUUACAUCCGGCGAUAUUGUUGCUCAAUUUAUAUUGCCACCAAUUUUGAGUGGCAACUUUCAGCAGUCUUCUGCUGCGUCUUUCUCCUCCACCUCAACUGUGGCUAAUUUGGGAAAUCGUACAAAUGGAGCUGGAGCUGGAGCUGGAACUGGAUCUGGUUCAUCCUCAGCACAAGUGAAAAAUUAUUUCACACAUUUAACAUUUGAUUUUACGCAUAAUGUGCUUUUUGCCGGCGCCACAAAUAAAAUCCUCAAACUCAACGAGAAUCUGAGAGUCCUCGAGGAGGCAGUAACGGGCCCCAAACAUGAUGCACCUCAGUGCCAUGCCGGGGGUUGUCCGGAAGAUGUGGAGACCUCGCUUGUCAAUAACUAUAAUAAAAUACUUGUGGUGAGCUAUGCCAACAACGAAGGCAUUCUCAUAUCUUGCGGCAGCAUACGACAAGGUGCCUGUGAAAUUUACAAUUUGCAGCGUUUUCCUGCCUCGCCGCAAUUUGUGGCAGUUCCGCUGGCUGCCAACGAUGAAUAUGCGUCAACCUAUGCGUUUGUGGGUCCUGCCCGAUAUUCGUGGAAGGAGGAGGAUAUACUCUAUGUGGGCACCACGUUUACAAAUGUCGGCGAUUAUCGACACGAUGUUCCGGCAAUAUCCUCGCGACGUUUGGAUGAUUUAAACUACGCCGAGUUCUCGAUACAACAAUCGAUUAUCAAUAUUGAUGUUAAGUAUCGAGAUCAUUUCCUGGUGGAUUAUGUUUAUGGAUUCAAUUCAUCGGAAUAUGCAUAUUUUGUGCUCGUACAAAAGAAAUCACAUUUGGCUGAGGAGGCCGGCUAUGUGACAAGAUUGGCACGUAUUUGCAUAACGGAUCCCAAUUAUGAUAGCUAUACGGAAAUAACGAUCACUUGCACUGCGACCGAUGAACAUAUCGAUUAUAAUAUCCUAAGGGACGCAAAAAUAACGCACGCCAGCCAAAAGUUGGCCCAUCAAAUGGGCAUCAAGCGGGAUGAUCAUGUCCUCGUCACCGUCUUCUCCCCCUCCAAGGAGAUUAGUGAUCAGCCGGAGAAUAAAUCGGCGAUGUGUAUAUAUAGCCUGAAAGAUAUCGAAGAUACAUUUAUCGAAAAUAUACACAUGUGUUUCAAUGGCACCAUUAAAGAUCGCAAUCUUGGCUAUAUAUCCGGGACGAUAAACGACGGACGCUGCCCAAUUGUGGGUUCAUUGGGGAAUAUCUAUAACUUUUGCAAUGUGGGGCUAAAGAUCAGUGGAGUUGCGCCGAUUUUGGCCCAUGCCUUAUUCCAUUUCGAUAAUGUAUCUGUGACAUCGGUGACGGCAACAACAACAACCGAUCAACAACAUUCGUUGGCCUUUCUGGGCACCGAGCAGGGUGCCAUUAAGAAAGUACUCCUCUCAGGUCAAAAACCCGGCGAAUAUGAGGAAAUUGUCGUCGAUGCUGGUAGUCGUAUAUUGCCCAAUACGAUGAUGUCACCGAGAAAGGAUUUCCUCUACGUCAUAUCCUUGCGUAAAAUAACCAAAUUACGCAUCGAACAUUGCUCGGUUUAUGCGAAUUGCACGGCCUGCUUGGAGUCGAGAGAUCCAUUCUGUGGCUGGUGUUCGUUGGAGAAACGUUGCACGGUGCGCUCCACUUGUCAACGGGACACUUCUGCCUCACGCUGGCUAUCCUUGGGCUCGGGACAACAGUGCAUCGAUUUCGUGUCCAUCGAACCGGACAAAAUACCCAUCACGGAGCUGACGCAGGUCAGACUGGUUAUACGCACUUUGCCGGAGCCGUUUAAUGCAAAAUAUCGUUGUGUGUUUGGUAACUCGACGCCAAUCGACGCAGAGAUCUUGCAACAGGGCUUGGCCUGUGGCACGCCACCAAUUGAGGAGCGUCCGCAGAUAGCCAGCAACAUGGAUCAUGUUUUGGUGCCGUUGGCUGUUAGAUCUUCGGAGACAAAUAAGGAUUUUGUGUCGCGUUCCUUUGCCUUCUUCGACUGUUCGCAUCACGGCAAUUGUCAGUCGUGUGUGCGGAGCUCCUGGAACUGCAACUGGUGCAUCUUUGACAACAAAUGCGUGCAUCGCUCCGAGCAGUGCAGGAACAUGGAGAGCGCCAUUGCCACAGACACGCAAUGUCCGCAUUUGAAGAGGAAUCUCUCACCCAUCCUGUUGCCGGUUCGCGUGCCCAAAGAGAUCCGCCUGGAGAUUGAGAACCUGCCCAAGCCAAAGAGUGCCCAUGCCGGCUAUUUGUGCACCAUUCAAAUUGAGGCCGCUCAGAUGCUUCUGCCCGCCCACAUCGAAUCGAAUCGCAUCGUUGUCUGCGAGAAGACACCCUAUUUCUAUGAGACGAACACCCAUGAGUAUGAGGCCAAGGUGGACAUCACCUGGAAUCGGCAGCAUUAUGUCGAUACAGCCACCGUUAUCUUGUACAAGUGCGAUGUGCUCGGCUCACAUCGGGAGCACGCCGAUUGCAGUCUCUGCGUCACCAGGGAUCCCAAAUAUCAGUGCGCCUGGUGCAGCAGCUCUUGUGUCUACAACGAGACCUGUGCCGCCGACUCACCAACUAGUCAUGGAUUCGAUUCGCACAACCAUGUGCAGUUGCAGAACGAGUGUCCGCGGCCGCGAAUAGACAUCAUCAAGCCGUUGUCGGGUCCCAUCGAGGGCGGCACAUUGGUGACGAUUGAGGGCAGCAAUCUAGGCAUACGCGAAGAGGAUGUGCGUGGAAAGAUCUCCAUUGGCAGCGUGCCCUGCGAGUUGGUUAAUUAUCAAAUUUCCGUCAAGAUCGAAUGCCGCACUGGCGCCGCACUGCGCGAAAUGUCCGCACCGAUUAAGGUGGCCAACGAUGCUGGCUACACGGAGUCCAGCGUACAAUUCCACUUCAAGGAUUUGCAGCUAACGGGUCUCUAUCCGACAGUGGGACCCAAAUCGGGCGGCACCCAGCUAUCGCUGCUGGGCAAGUACCUGAACAUAGGUUCGAGCAUUCGAGCUUUUCUGGAUGAGUACGAGUGCCAUAUCAAUGUCACCCAGGCCUCGUCUUCGCGUCUCUCCUGUACCACUUCGGAAGCAACGCAACCGGAACCGAUACGCUCGUUGCGUCUCGUUGUGGAUGGCGCCAAUCGGACAUACACCUGCCAGCAGCAACAAUUGGCGGCGACUCCACAGCACUCGCUGCUGCGCACCAAUUACGGUUCUUAUGCCUACAAUUUGCCCACGCCUCCGUCGCCCUGCUCUAUCUUUGAUUACACGCAGGAUCCGCGCAUCAUGCAAAUCAAACCCUUGCGCAGUUUUGUCAGUGGUGGACGCAUCCUAACCGUACACGGCAUGUAUCUGGACUCAAUUCAGAAUCCGGAGCUGGAGGUGUUCUUCGACAAUGAGCGUGUGAACAAGACUUCCUGCACUGUCAUCAAUUCCAGCCAAAUGGAGUGUCCUUCGCCGCCCAUCAACAAUAGGUUUGAGCUGUGGAAACUCGGUUUGGGUUUGCCCGAUAAAUUGGAGAGCAGUAAAAAGAAGCGGCAGACUUAUCUGAGCGACAAUUUCAAUAUUUAUGCCACGGCUGGCUCGACUGCCUCCAGUUAUUUUGCGGCACACAAAAUGGACGUGGCAGCGUUUGUCAAGAUGCACGAUCAACUUAAUCUGCAGCUUAGUUUUGUCAUGGAUAAUGUGCAAUUGGUGCGUGAUUUGAACAAAUACUUUCAUGAUAUACGCAGCACAAUUGUUUAUCUGACCGAUCCGCGUUAUCUGCCGUUUCCCAGCGAGGAUGGCGUUAAACUUUACAAGGGCGACACUUUGGUUAUCGAGGGGGAACUCUUGAAUCUAGCUGCCGAUGAGUAUGAUGUAAAUGUCACCAUUGGCACCGCACAGUGCAAUAUAACCAGCUUGGCCCUGACGCAGCUGCUCUGCAUGCCGCCGGAACAGCAGCCUGCGGCGACGGAUGAGAAUGGUGUCGAGCAAGCCAAGGAUUUGCCCCUGGUCGUCGUCAAAGUCGGUCGCAAUUUGCGAUUUGUCAUCGGUCAUCUGCGAUACGAUUUGAAUAAACCGUAUGCUAUUUCGCAUGCAAUGCUGGGCAUCAUUUUAACAGUCGUCGCUUUGAUUAUAAUACUCGUCAUCAUUUUAAUCAUCUUCCGGCGGCGGUCGACGCAGGCCGAACGGGAAUAUAAACGGAUACAGAUCCAAAUGAUCACCUUGGAGAGCAAUGUGCGCUCCGAGUGCAAACAAGCCUUUGCCGAGCUGCAGACGGACAUGACCGAUCUGACGGCGGACCUCGAGAGCAGCGGCAUACCUACACUGGAUCAUGUCAAUUACAUCAUGAAGGUCUUCUUUCCCGGCGUCUCCGAUCAUCCCAUCCUAAACUCGCCAAAAAUGCGGGCUGGCCUCAAUCAGCAUAACAAUUACGAUGCAGCUAUGAUGCAGUUUGAGCAGCUCAUAAGCAAUAAAUACUUUCUGCUCACUUUCAUCGAAACGCUGGAGUCGCAGCGUGCCUCCUUCUCCAUUCGGGAUCGUGUCAAUGUCGCUUCACUGCUGAUGAUUGUGCUGAUGCACAAAAUGGAGUAUGCCACCGAAAUAUUAAAGUCUCUGCUGCUGCGACUCAUUGACAAGUCGCUGGCCAGCAAGCAUCCGCAGCUGAUGCUGAGACGCACGGAGAGCGUUGUGGAGAAGAUGCUGACCAACUAUUUGGCCAUUUGUAUGUAUGAUUAUCUCAAGGAAUAUGCCGGCUCCAGUCUCUUUCUGCUUUUCAAGGCGAUCAAGCACCAGGUGGAGAAGGGUUUGGUCGAUUCGAUUACGCACGAUGCUCGCUACUCGCUCUCCGAAGAGCGUUUGCUGCACGAGCAGGUCUCCCAUGCGAUUGUCAUCCUGCACAUCCUACAGGACGAUCUCGAUGAGAAGGUGCAGUGUCGCGUCAACGAUUGGGACACCAUUUCCCAAGUCAAACUCAAAAUACUCGAUGCGAUCUUUAAGAAUACACCCUUCUCGAUGCGUCCCGCUGUCCAUGAGGUGGACCUGGAGUGGCGACACGGUCGCGGUGGACACUUAACGCUGCAGGACGAGGAUCUGACCACCAAGACCAUCAACGGCUGGAAACGAUUGAAUACUCUCUCCCACUAUGGGGUCAAGGAAUCGGCGGUCAUGUCCCUGAUUGCCAGACAAAACGAUAGCUACAAUAUGCCAUAUGGCAAGCAGCAGGCGCCUUAUCAUAAUUUCUAUUAUAUAACCAACUCGCAAAGUCAUAUUAUAAUCAAUAAUGAUAUUGAGUCGGGACUGCAGCAGCCACGCCUCUAUCACCUGGUCAAGCCGACUAUGCCCGACCACUAUAUGAAUAUCAAGAACUCUGCGAUGUCGGGCCAUGUGUUGGCCACUUCCCAAGGGGGGGGCUCUCAUUGCAUGGGCAAUGGCAUCGAGCGAGUGAACAAAACCAUUCCCGAAGUUUAUUUAACCCGCCUGCUGGCAACCAAAGGCACUAUUCAGAAGUUUGUCGAUGAUUUCUUCUCCAUAAUCCUGACGGUGAACGAGGAAUUGCCCCCAGCAGUUAAAUGGCUAUUUGAUCUGCUCGACGAGGCUGCUCGGCGUUAUGAUAUAGCCGAUUCGGAUAUAUUGCACGCCUGGAAAUCGAAUAGUUUACCCCUGCGCUUCUGGGUCAACUUCAUCAAGAAUCCAGAUUUUAUAUUCGAUGUGAACAAGACGUAUUCAGUGGAUUCUUGUCUCAGUGUCAUUGCCCAGACUUUUAUGGAUGCCUGCUCGACGACGGAGCAUCGUCUGGGCAAGGAUUCGCCCUCGAAUAAGCUGCUAUUUGCUAAGGAUAUUCCUAAUUAUCGUACAAUGGUCAAGGAAUUUUAUAGGGACGUCGCCCGUCUACCCCAAAUCAGUGACCAGGAAAUGAGCACCGCCAUGCAACAGUUGUCCGUUCAACAAAUCGAUGAAUUCGACACAAUCUCAGCACUCAAGGAACUCUACAUUUAUAUAACCAAGUAUAAGGAGCAGAUAAUGGACGCCCUCGAUGCGGAUCCGAAUUGCAAAAAGAUGCAUUUGUCGAGCAAGUUAGAGAGUGUGGCAUGCACCCUCGAUGGAGAGGAUACCUCAAACUGCUGACGACAAGAAUCAACUGCUCCAAAUGUGAUUCAACAUAACACAACCGAUAAACUGACCACCAUCAACUCGAACUCCAAUUCCAACUUAAAUUCACUUCAGAGUUACUCUAAAUUGAAUGCAUUCACACAUCAAACUAUGCUAUUGAGUGCCAAUUCGAGAUUGAAACCAUCACGCAGUUAAUUUAAUACAAAUCCCAUUUUAAAUUCCAAUUUAGAGUUCAGCUUCAGUAUUGCAGCAGUAUUUAAAAAUGAUUUCGUUUAUUUAGUAUUUAAUAAUGCACUCUGAAUGUGACUUAAAAAAGGAAUAUUCAAAAAAGUAACCAAUUAAAAUCAACAUACUUAUUCCGAUACGCCAGCGUUUAGUAAUCAUAUUGGUUAUUUUAAUUACGCUAAACAAAAAAAACA